Molecule: messenger RNA, 2508 nt
Organism: Pleurotus ostreatus (oyster mushroom)
Lineage: Eukaryota; Fungi; Basidiomycota; Agaricomycetes; Agaricales; Pleurotaceae
Exons: 16
Coding region: 1-2508 (835 amino acids)
Biological process (GO): DNA-templated transcription; regulation of DNA-templated transcription
Molecular function (GO): zinc ion binding; DNA binding; DNA-binding transcription factor activity, RNA polymerase II-specific
Source: RefSeq, a predicted model, not a curated record
AUGUCUUCUGAGACAAACGAAAUAUCGACAUUUGGGCCUCUGCCUGGCUCCAAGAGGCGCAGACUUCAGGGUGCUUGCGACACUUGUCGCCAUAAGAAAAUAAAAUGCGAUAGCGCACUCAUGCCAGGAAAUCGAUGCUCCCACUGCAUUGCUUUCAACUCAGAGUGCACCCAUAACUUAUCAAAGAAAAGGAAUUCCGAACCGUCGACGCCCGCGCAAUCAUACGUCGAAAGUCUCGAACAACGCGUCAAGAAGCUAGAGCACAUGCUUCAGAAGCUUGACCCAGAAUCUAGUGCCGGCACAUCGGACGCCAACAGGGUGUUUACAGAGCCCUCCGAAAGUGUAAUGAUCGCGGGCUGUGGGACUGAAGCCAUACUCAGCGCAAUGUCACCUUCCCCCGCCUCUACAUCUCACAACUCCCCUGCGAAUGCCAAUGCCGACGACGCCGACGAUGUUCAUGCGUUAGCGGAUGAGCUGAAGGAUCUACACAUCCUCCCCGAUUCACGCUUCUUCGGCAAGUCAAGUAGUUUCGUGCUCUUGCGAACGGCUAUCGGCGUAAAGCAGGAAUAUGCAGAGUCUGCCCCAUCCUUGGGUACAGAAGAUUUUAGUAAGCGGCCCGAAUACUGGCGCUCUCCUCCCCUUGAACAGCUGGACAAGCUACCCCCCAUCCAAUUUCAAUUUCCCGAACAGGAUCUCCUCGACGCUCUUGUCGAUAAGUACUUCGUGAUCAUCAACCUCGUCAUCCCACUGCUACACAAGCCCACAUUCGAGGCGCAGCUUGCUGCGAAACUGCAUACGCGAGAUCAGUGGUUUGGUUCGGUAGUGCUGGCCAUAUGCGCGGUUGCCUCGCGUUACCUAGAUGAUCCCCGCUGCCUUGACGAGGGAGACCCAGCCGCGCUAUCCACCGGCUGGAAAUGGUUUUCCCAGAUCCGCACCAUGCGCCAGUCCUUCGUCGAAGCGCCAUCACUGUAUGAGCUUCAGUUUUACUCCCUAGCCACUUUGUACUAUCAAGGAACUUCGAACCCUCAAGCAUGUUGGAUUAUGGUCGGUCUGGGAUUACGAUACGCCCAAGAGGUCGGAGCCCACCGUAAAACAGCAAGGGUUGUCAAGCCGACUCUGCAAGAUGAGCUAUGGAAACGGGCAUUUUGGGUGCUGGUCAUCAUGGAUAAGCUGGUCUCUGCUUUUGUAGGACGACCGUGUGCUCUGCACGAAGAAGAUUACGAUGUGGGGUACCCGCUGGAAGUCGACGACGAGUAUUGGUGCAAUCCUGAUCCAGAAUUAGCGUUCAAGCAACCGCCAGGGAAGAUGUCCAAGAUAACGACGUUCAAUCUGCUUCUCAAACUUGGCGAGAUUUUGGCCGUCGCGUUGCGCGUCCUAUAUUCGGCGAAUAAGUCCAAAUUAUGGACGGGUCUCAUGGGUCCCAAUUGGGAAUACAGAAUGGUAGCUGAGCUUGACUCGGAAUUAAACAGCUGGCUGGACUCCGUACCAGAUAACUUGCGAUGGAAUCCGCGGUGCGAAGAUCGUGACACAUGCGCGCUGUCCGCAAACCUAUUCUGCACAUAUUAUUACACCCAGAUAUUGGUGCACAGGCCUUUUAUCUCGGGGUCUCUCCAUGCUUCAGGACUCUCCUUCCCUUCCCUCGCCAUCUGUGUCAACGCUGCCCGAUCUUGUGCUCAUCUAUUAGAUGCGUACAUAUCACUCGGAUUCCUUACGGCUGCCCCCACAUGUCAGAUGGUCGCCUUUACUUCGGGUAUCAUCUUACUCAUAAACAUAUGGGGCGCGAAGAAGUCUCGUAUAUCCUUCAGGGCGGACAAGGAAAUGGCAGACGUGCGCAAAUUAAUGCAUGUCCUUCAAACGCAUGGAACACGGUGGCGAGUGUCGGGGAAAUUGUGGGACGUACUCAACACGCUUGCGAGCAUGGAAGACUUGCCACUGCCUGAACUCAAUAUUCGUUCCAACAAGCGUUCCCCUCCUUCGGACGACUCGUCUGGGUCGAAUGUAGAGAAAGAUACGAAUUUUGCCGUCUACUCAGAUCUACUACAUCAUAGUCCUUCUACGUCGACACUUAGUUCAGCUGGAAGCCCUUCUGACUUGCUUGCUACUCCGAGCGGCAUACUGCAACCCCCUACCGACAUCCUUCCUCUGACUACUGAUGAGCUGGGUCGGUUACCGGUUGUCAGCAAUUACUCGCAACCAUGGACGAGCACGAACACGAGUGGCUUUACUGGGCAACCUUCCCUUGAUGGUACAUCAGCGCCGCUGAGUACGCAGCCGCAACAAACGUACCAGUACUCUCAGAAAAUACCUGUUGGAUACCUGGGACCUCAACAAGGCUCUCAGUAUGCGUCGAAUACGAUAAGUGGUCUUCUUCAGAGCCAGGAGCCGGUGAAUCCGUUCUACACUGGUGGCGAUGCUACAAUGGACCUGUGGUCCGCGGUUCCUGGAGGCUUUGACCUGGAUGAAUGGGGAGGCUACCUAGCUAAUUUUGACCCAGAUGUGUUUGCUUAA